Molecule: messenger RNA, 981 nt
Organism: Lathyrus oleraceus (garden pea)
Lineage: Eukaryota; Viridiplantae; Streptophyta; Magnoliopsida; Fabales; Fabaceae
Exons: 1
Coding region: 187-669 (160 amino acids)
Source: RefSeq, a predicted model, not a curated record
UGUUCCAUGUUAAGACAAAAUUCACUGUUUCUCUUUGACGUUCUUGUUCUUCUUAAAGUCCCUCACUCCCACACACACCACCCUUGUAUAACGCUUUCCUUUCAAAACGGCACCGUAUAAUCACUCGGAGUUUAUUAUAUAUUCCUUCCCCUUCCGUUCCGUUGCAACUCCCAAACCUCAAUCUCCAUGGCAGAAUCUACCCUCGUCGUCUUUCUCAUUCUCAUUCUCACCGGAUAUUCCUCCUCCAGAGACCUCCGUCCUUCGGAACACGGCCUUCUGUUUCAGACCUUAUCACCGGCGGGGACACAUUCUUCGCCGGAGAUGAGAUCUUUCUUCAACAGUGACAAUUCAUCGCCGACAGUGUCGUCUUCGUCUUCCUCCGACGUGGCGAUGCCGAAUGCCAUUACAACCGGAGAUCACUCCACUCCACCAUCGUCGUGGAGGAGAGUCUCCGGUGAAGAUGGAGACCAAGUUGGGAAUGCACUGAAGGCUGCGAGUUUAGCAUGUGGAAUCGUGGGAGCGUUUCUGAUUUUGGCUUCGAGUUUAAUUUAUGUGUUCAAAUAUAGAAAGCGGGUACAAGGCGAAGCUAUGCGUGGUAACAAUGGUGAAUUUGAAAAUGAUGAUGGAAAUAACAAGAUGCAAUUAGUGCUACGUGACCCUUCGAGUUGAGUUUGUUGUUGAUCAAUGAGGUAUGCAAAUGGAGUGGUUUAGACUAUUGUGUCUUUUUUAUUGCUAUUGUUGAAAUAGUUUUCGGUAACUCGUUGAUUGUAAGAAUAAGAAAGAUAACACGGUGGCUUGUGAGACAAGUUAGUUGACAUUAACUAUGAGUAGUUAGAUAUCGCCUUUAGAAGUUUGUUGAGAUUUUGUACCUAAUUCUAGUUGAUAUUAGUUAGGAUCAUUGCAUCUAUAUACAUGCAUCAUCACUUUGUAAUACUCUUGUUUUUUAUUUAUUUUUAUGAAUAAAAUAUAUUUGAUCCUAAA